This is a messenger RNA of Dunckerocampus dactyliophorus (ringed pipefish), 3808 nucleotides long. RefSeq names its product TBC1 domain family, member 10C (gene tbc1d10c). Lineage: Eukaryota; Metazoa; Chordata; Actinopteri; Syngnathiformes; Syngnathidae. The transcript has 10 exons. The coding region runs from base 253 to 2502 and encodes 749 amino acids. The record is from RefSeq and is a predicted model, not a curated record.
UCAUUACUCACUCACAUUGGUGUCAUGAUGAAUGUGUCAUUUUCUAGCAAAGAAACAUAUUUUCCAUGCAUGCCCAUACUGGGCCGAGAGAAGUUGAUUUGAGGUAACAUCAUGCGUCAGUGUCAGUGGGAGCUGCGGAGAGAGAAGGGGAGGCCAAAGAGCAAGCGAGUAAGAGGAAGUUAGUCAUUUUCCACCACCAGAGAAUCUCGCACACCUUCAGAGGACUGUCAGGGCAAACAUGCAAGAAGUAAAAUGCUGAGUCCAUCCAGGCCAGGCCGAAAGAUGUGCAGUGAUGAGGACAGUUCUGGAUGUGACACGGGGUCGGAGGUCAGCUCUGAACCCCAGACAGACCGCUUUGGCUUCAUCGUGUCCAAUGGAUCUGAAGCCUGCAGGACUGUGGGCCCACGACCUCAACUGGUCAGACAGAGGGAAGCCAAGUGGAUCAAUGUCAUGGACCAAUGGGAAAGCAUCUUGUUAAAAAAGAACAACAUGGUCAAAGUUCAGUGUCAGAAAGGCAUCCCAUCCUCACUCCGAGCAAAGUGCUGGCCUCGGCUGUGUGGCGCCGUCACCAGGAUUAACAACAGCAAACACCUCUUCCAGUCUCUGGACUCAAAGGUCGCUCCGCAGCAGUGGGUGGCCGUCAUUGAGAGAGAUCUGGACCGACAGUUUCCUUUCCACGAGAUGUUCCUCUCCAAGGAGGGACACGGGCAGCAAGGAUUGUUCCGGGUGUUGAAAGCCUACACUCAGUACAAACCCGAGGAAGGGUACUGCCAGGCUCAAGGACCAGUGGCUGCAGUCCUCUUGAUGAACAUGCCAGCUGAGGAGGCCUUCUGGUGUCUGGUGCAAAUUAGUGAGCUCUACCUACCAGGAUACUACAGCCCUCUGCUGGAAGGAGUCUUGUUCGAUGCAACGAUGCUGACCUGGGUUUUGAAAAGAGCUUGCCCCCCCGCAUACAAACACCUGCAGCAGCACGGGGUGGAGCCCCUGAUGUUCGCCACAGACUGGCUGAUGUGUUUGUUCACACGCCACCUGCCCUUCAACACCCUGCUACGAGUGUGGGACCUGUUUUUCUGCAAUGGGGUGCGGGUGCUGCUGCAGGUGGCAGUGGUGCUGGUGCGGAGGGUGCUGGGUCGGGCCGAGCAAAGAAAGCGGUGCCAGGGUCAGAUGGAGACUCUGCAGAGGCUGAGAGAUGUCAGGUGUGAGGUCCAAGAAGUGGAGGACGACUUCAUCGCAGAGGUGUGUGCUAUCCCACUAUCAGCCAGCGAUCUGGAGAGACACACGGAGAAGGAGCUGGCAAAGUGGAGAAAAGACAGACCCUCGUCCACCUUUGACCCCAGAGGUCGCUGCCAGGGUUACCGUAUGGCAUGGGCGAGGGCUCAAGACAACCAGGAGGACCUGGAAAAGAAAGAGAGAGAGACGGGGAAUCUGUCUGUGCCCCUCACCCGCUCGGCUUCCAGCCUGUCGCUGUCUUCCUCCAGGUGGAGGAAAGGCGGGAACGUCUGGGAAAGAGUUCCGAGGCAUCUCUCAAAGGACUGGAGGAGCUGCAACGAGUUGAGCUUUAAGGAUACAGGUGGCAUUAACCCACAAAGAGGCAUGGCAAAGAGAGAAAUGACACAAACUGAAGCGAUGAAAAACGUGGAAAAGAUGCAGAAAAGAAAGACAGACUUGGAGCAGGACAACUCCAAAGAAGCUGCCAAAAGCUCUCAAUCCCCAACAGUAACGCAUCGGCCAGAUGACAGGAGCUCCUCGCAGAAGGAUAAAUAUCACAGGACUGAGUCAUCAGAAGACACCGCGGGGGGGCCCCGCCUCCAAAGAAAGGAGCAAGGUGACGCUCUGGCGCAGACCCAAGAAGACAAGGCCGGGGAACACGCAAACAUCAUGCAGCAACAAUUGGCAGCUGAUAUGCAAAGUAGUGCAAAGAUAUGUCACACGAAUACCGUUGUUGAACACGUCCAUCAGGGAGGGGGUGCACAAAGCACAAGUAAAAAAAAACAAGCAAAUGAGGAAAUAAAUCUCAACCAAGCCUGCAAGGCGACUGGGAGUCUUGCACGGAAGGAGAAAAGCGGUUACAGUAGCUGCAACAGAAGCCUUUCCGGUGACGUCUGUAUCCGCAAGUCCUCCAGGUUAACACGCCGCCUCUCAAAAGAUCUCUUCACCGACCCCCGUCAAGCACCUGCCAACUCUCCAAACCCGACCGUUCCUCACACUGAACCAGCUAAACAUUUUAGUCUCUUCCGCAGGCAACCCAAAAAUGUGGUGGGCACCGGAAUACAAGUCCCUACGAUCUUGAUCCAGGACUUUAGUGAUGAGCUAGUGGAAGAGGAGGAGAGGAGGAGGAGGAGGAGGUGGUGGCAGCCACAGGAGCAGGAAAGGAGGGAUAAAGAGGAGGAGAAGAAGGAGAAAGAGGGAGAGAGGAGGAAACCGCAAACAAGGGGUAAAAGUUUUCAGGUCCAGCGAGAGACAAUGAAAAGUUCUUUUUCCUAUGCUGAAUCUUACUUUUAACACAUUCCAUUUUCUUGGCAUGUUUAGGAAAUUCAGGUUGAUUUAUUCAAAGCUCCUCAGAAAAAAUCUAGUGCUUUAUGUUUCUUUUCAACAUGAUUCCUAAAAGGUCACACUGUAGCCCAACAACAAUGAUAAUAAUAAUAAAAGAGGAGAUGACUAUUUUGCACUCACGCAUGGUGGUUGCUAGGGCCGCAAGGUGGCUGAGUGGUGAGCACACAGUCACACAGGCCACACAGUCAGGAGAAGAUCUGGGUUUGAAUCUCCGCUGUGUGGAGUUUGCAUGUUCUCCCCAUGCGUGCGUGGGUUUUCUUCGGGUACUCCGGUUUCCUCCCACGUUCCAAAAAAACGUGCACGUUAGGUUCAUUGGCGACUCGAAAUUGUCCAUAGUUAUCAUUGUGAGUGUGAAUUAUUGUUUGUCUCGAUGUGCCCUGCGAUUGGCUGGCGACCAGUCCAGGAUGUACCCCGCCUCUCGCCCGAAGUCAGCUGGGAUAGAUGGUGGUUGCUAUUAGCAUUAUUUUCUCCAAAAUAAAAGUUCAGGCUUUACCACUCAAAAUAACACUUGGUCUAAGGCUUUUCAUCACCACUCAUCAGUUUCUGUCAGUCAGUCGUCCUCACUAUCACUGGCCAGCACUUCCUGGUUGCUCGUCUGUGAAGAUGUAGGAAGCACUGACCCGAAGAACAAGGAACAGAACUGGGGAAGAACACAAAGGGGUUGGAAUAUUAGAGAUAAUUAUACCUAACUUUCUGCGGUACGUCACCACAAGCCAAAGAAGACAACUGCAAAUGAUGUUUGAACGAUGACUGUGGAGCCUCCAAAGGCAAACACGAUCCUUUUUGUGUCGCUGGUUGACUUCCAAGUUGUUCUGAUUUCAAAACAAUUUUUCCCAUGAAAAAAUAAUGCAAACUGAAUUCAUUUCUUCCAGGUUGUUGCCAUCAUAAAACCCUUAAAGGAAAACUGCACCUUUUAAAAUUUAUGUUGCCCCUCAUCCACAAUCCUUAUGAGACGUGAACACACGUCUUUCUCUUUUGUGUGCCUUCUAAAUAUAUAAAAACAGCUAAAAAAAGGCAGCUGAUUAAUGCACGUAAUGGGACACACCUAUUCCGCCUAGAAAGCCUGCUAUUUAAAGGUUUUAUGGUUUUAUAUACAUUCUGUGACCAUGCAGUAACAGGUACAUUCAUGAUCACAUAUGACGUGUGUUCAUGCCUCAAAUAAGGAGUGCGGAUAAUGGACAAAAUUCCCCAAAAAAAGAGCAGUUUUCAAAAGAGCAGUGUAAAAAUAUGUUAACCACUCUAUAAUAAAAUAAAG